This is a messenger RNA of Platichthys flesus (European flounder), 3611 nucleotides long. It is a transcript of the gene st3gal1l2, whose product is annotated as ST3 beta-galactoside alpha-2,3-sialyltransferase 1, like 2. The record is from RefSeq and is a predicted model, not a curated record. Gene Ontology annotation, molecular function: beta-galactoside (CMP) alpha-2,3-sialyltransferase activity. NCBI's taxonomy places the organism in Eukaryota, Metazoa, Chordata, Actinopteri, Pleuronectiformes, Pleuronectidae. The transcript is spliced from 8 exons. The coding region runs from base 480 to 1445 and encodes 321 amino acids.
AACGGUGAAGGCUACUAUGCGAGGAAACUGUUCCCAUCCUCCUCCUCCUUUGCACAAAAAGGGAAAAACGCACGGGUGUAUGUGCGUGUUCCGCGGCGGUGUGAGCUUGGCCGGUUUCGGGGCUUGUUUCCACCUUUUAAUCGGAGCCUUCCAGCUCUGAUCAUUUGUUCGCCGUUCGUUCCUUUCUCCGUGGAGCCGCCGCUGCACCGCACGGAGACACCGGGACUUGACGCGCAGUCCGGGCUCGACCUGACUGGAGUCGUUGCAGAGAAGGAGGCGUCACAUAAAUGUGUGGAGGCAAAGGGCAGUAACUGCUCCAAAGCUUUCUGUCCCAGGUGGAUCAUUAAAGAACCAAUGACACACCCUUGACAGAACUGAUAACCCAGGAUCCAUCGAUCUGACGGAGCCAGGCAGCAGAUUUCUGUCCACUGCACAUCCAAAGUUCUCAGCACGCUGACUCUGACCGAAGCGACAUCACUAUGCUCAGGAGGAGAAUCAGGACCAUUGCUCUGCUGUUUUGUGUCAUCACAUUUACAAUGUUUCUGUUCAGCUACUCUCUCUGGGACCCGUCACACUUCUUCUUCAAGCAAGCCCUUCACCCCAAACGGCCGUGUUCCUGUCGACAUUGCUUGACGGAGCUGGAUGAUGACCCCUGGUUCGCUGAUCACCUCAAUCGGUCCAUCCACCCUCUGAUGACCAGAGAGAACAGCGUCCUCUCUGAGGAAACCUACAAAUGGUGGCAGUCGUUGCAAUCAGUGAAGCAGCGGGCCAAUUUCAGCGAAGUGGUGGAGGAGCUGUUCCAAGUCAUCCCUGAUGAGGUGCUCUACAUGGACGCCAGUCCCAUGCGCUGCAGGACCUGCGCUGUGGUGGGGAACUCGGGGAACCUGAUUGGGUCCGAUUAUGGCGACCUCAUCGACUCCAGCAAGUUCGUCUUCAGAAUGAACCAUGCUCCCACCCGUGGCUUUGAGAUGGACGUGGGAACCAGAACAACUCAUCAUGUCAUGUAUCCAGAGAGCGCCAUCGACCUGGACAACGACACCAGACUAGUUCUGAUCCCUUACAAGACUCUGGAUAUUCAGUGGCUCAUUAGUGCCCUCACCACAGGCACUAUUAAACAGACCUAUCAGUCUGUCCCUGCCAGGAUAAAAGCAAACAGAGAUAAGGUGGUAAUUUACAACCCCACAUUUUUCAAAUACGUCUACGAUAAUUGGCUCGAGGGUCACGGACGUUACCCUUCGACAGGCUUCCUCAGCUUACUGCUCGCUCUCCACAUAUGUGAUGAGGUCAGUGUGUUUGGAUUUGGGGCCGACCAGUCAGGAAGCUGGCACCACUAUUGGGAGGAUAACCACAUGAAACACACGGGGGUCCACGACGGAGAUUACGAACACAACCUCACCUCGCUGCUGGUGGAGAACCACAAAAUCAAAAUGUUUCGCGGCACAUGAAACCAAACCCUGUUGUGUGCCGUGGGACGAACCUCACGCACUCACAGACAGCCUUUGAAUGAUGAAAAAGGCUGUCUGUGAGUGCGUCACCUCCCUACGGAAGAACACUGCAAUGAUUUCCAAGGACAUUGUCGAAUGAACUCGUCUUUACAGCUCUCUGUUGCUUGCUGGAGCUACUGUUUGAGAAGUGUCACUCCUAUUGACAAACCCACAGUUUCUGUUCGUUCCCAGUAAAAGACCCUGACACGCCAUCAAGUCAAGACUAAAGCAACACUGCCAAUUGUUUCAGGGUGUUUUCAUAUUAUGUACAAUCGCUUUGCAACAUGCCUCAGUGUGAUUGUCCUCCCACUCUCCGCCUGCCACUCAGCUUUCACAUAAGUAGUGUUAUUCUGUGCCCGAAUACACACGCACAUCUGCACACUCUGAUACAGUGGGUUGUGUUAUGCAGCUAGUAGGUUUGUGUUCCAUUCCAACCAUAUACUGUAUUUAAAAACGGAAGUCAUGAGAGCCCCUCUAAAGCAGGGCUGUCCAUCCAUCCAUUUUUAAUUGGCCCGCAUAACAACCAUUUAAGUAUCGCUUAAACGGCACUUACUCAUAGUACUUUGUAGUUUCGCUUUAUUUUUGAAGAAAUUGUACUUUCUUGAUUCUUGUUGUUCUGGGUUUGUACCCUCUGGGUUGAAUGCAAUUCUAACGCACUUGGAUAAAAGCGUCAGCUAAAUGAAAUGUAAUUGAAUGUAAUGGACUAUGGCCCACUAUAUUGCACUUCUCAGUUUAGACACCAGGAGGCGACCAACUCACCCCUGACCUGCCAGCUGUUAGUGGAUGAGACGUGGGCCAAACUGAAAAGCCAAAGUACACCUGAUGGUUUAUGUAGUUAUUAUCACACUGAUGUUUGUUCAAGUGCAAUUUUUUUACCCAAAUUAUUUUUCUGUUAUUUGAUGACAAAUAUACACAGGUUGAGAUGUCAUGAUUGACAGCUGAGACUGACUCACAAUUGUUCAAGCUACUACGCAGACUCUGGUUCCAAAUGUGCUAAAUGGCAGCGUUUGUAUCUGGGAUAAUUCGGAAAAAAAUUCAGUAGAGGGAGAAAGUGGUUAGCAGCGGGUUAGGGUUAGGGUUAGGGGUUAGAUCAUUUAGAGUCUAUGGUUGUGCCAAUAAACACAAAGAGGAGUCAUCAGGAAUGCAACAUUAUUUUCUGUUGUCAGACUUUUGUUUUGAGAAGUGGCACAAACUUUAUAUUCAAACUCUUGGCAUUUCUUGUAUCUUGUUUAGUUAUGAUUGUAGCCUAUUUUUUCAUGUACCCAAAUUACAGGACAAUAUUUAAUUUUUUUUCUAGACUUUAGAGACAUUUACUCUGUCCCAAUUCAGGGUCUGCAUCCUUCGGGGUGUGAAGGAGGCAGUCUGCGUGGGCCACGUAGAUCAGGAAGGCCGACCCUAAAUGUGACAAUCAAUCAAUCAAAUGUUAUUUGUAUAGCCCAUAUUCACAAAUCACAUAUUGUCUCAUAGGGCUUUAACAUGGUGUGACAUCCUCUAGGAAAAACUACAAACCUCACAUGUGGCUCAGAGAGAGCCACAUGUGAGCCACUUGGUCUACAGGGGAUUUCCAUGAUCAAUGUCUUUUUAUGUCUUUUGCCUCCUGAAAUGAAGUGUUUCAAUUUUGAUUAUAUUCAUAUUGUCAUGUCGUUCAUUUACACUGAGUUUUAAAUAAUUCAUAUGCUUUUAAAAGAAGUACGGUCAAAAUAUAAGCAGGCAGACUUUCUCAUUCUAAUUGAAAAGUUCGAUGGGGAAGCAGGCGGGAUAAUGCACUAUGCCAGGCAAGUGUAGAUUUAACCAUGCUUGGCUACAAAUGGAAAAGUACAUGCCGUGGGUUACAACAGACAAAGACCUCACUCAAACUAUUGUCUCAUUAAUUUGCGUCAUUUAAUGUAUACUGUAUGCUUUGGAAUUCUCAUUGUUAGCUUAAAUACUAAAUUUGUCACUUUUGAAUGUAUACAGCGAGAUUUCUCAAAAUGUUUGGUCAUGGAAAUUUGGUUUAAAGUUAUUGAAAAGUCAUGGAAAAGUCAUGGAAAUCCAUUGGUCAAAGUAUGUAUGAACCCUGGUAUUGAUUCCGUGUGUUUAUUUUUGUGUUUGGAUUUUUUGCCUCAUUAAAGGACACUUUCAGUUAUA